Molecule: messenger RNA, 324 nt
Organism: Akanthomyces muscarius
Lineage: Eukaryota; Fungi; Ascomycota; Sordariomycetes; Hypocreales; Cordycipitaceae
Exons: 4
Coding region: 1-324 (107 amino acids)
Biological process (GO): mitochondrial respiratory chain complex IV assembly
Cellular component (GO): mitochondrial inner membrane
Source: RefSeq, a predicted model, not a curated record
AUGAGCCGCCCAGCCAAAUAUCUCGGCUCGAAACAGGUCAUAUCGAAAUCUGCUCACUCGCAUUAUCAGUCUACAGAGUGCACAGCGGUCGCCAUGUCGCGCACGCACAACCCUCACUCGACAUACUACGACGGCCGUCUACGUCAAGGUCCCGCUCUGAUUCGCGCCCGCCGCCCAUAUCUCUUCAAGAAUGCCUUUACCGGCCUUGGCCUGCUCGCUGUUGUCGGCGGUAUCUACUACUAUACCCUCAAGGCUGUCGGCCAGGACGAAUUUGACGAUGUCAAGGUCCCCGAUGUUCCCAGGAAUGCCACCGAGACGACAUAA